AUGUCGCAGUCACAUUCGGAGCUUCGCCGUCAAGGCAAGCACGAAAAGGCUCGAACCAAGAUGAUGGAGGAGUUCGAGCGUCAGAAGGCCGACCUUGCCAAAGAAUCCGAGCGCAACCGUACCAGCUCGGAUCGCUUUGUGGGUAAGAAUGACUCGAUGGAGGAUGCGCUCAAGAAGUCGACUGUUGGUCUUGUGCAUCUUGAGGACUUUCAGAAGCUGCGAUCCGAACUCGAAGAGGAAAAGCGGAGAGAAGCAGCACGCACCAACGAGCUCAGAAGUGAAGAAAAGGUCGCCAAGAAGAACAAGAAGGUCAAGAAGGAGCGCGCAAAGCUGUCGUUCGCAUUCGACGAAGACGAAGACGCUGCCGCAGGGCCAUCGAUAUCGAAAGCGGAGACGAACGUCAAGCGCAAGAGGAGAUCGGACGACAACGCGGCCAACGGUGACAGCCUCGAUGAUAUCGACAAAGACUCGCAGCCCAUCACCAAAAAAACAAGUCUCAAGAACCCCAAUGUCGACACGUCGUUCCUGCCAGACAGAGACCGCGAAGAGGCAGAGCGUCGCAUGCGCGAAGAGUUGCGCCAGGAAUGGCUUCGCAAGCAAGAAGAGAUGAAGAAGGAGGAAGUCGAGAUCACCUAUUCGUACUGGGACGGCACGGGCCAUCGAAAGACUGUCAUGUGCAAGAAGGGAGACACUAUCGCCCACUUUUUGGAACGAUGUCGACAGCAGGUGUCCGAGCUGCGCGGAGUCUCGGUGGAUAGCAUGAUGUAUAUCAAGGAGGAUCUGAUCAUCCCUCACCACUAUAGCUUCUACGACUUCAUCGUUAACAAGGCAAGAGGCAAGUCGGGUCCGCUGUUCAACUUUGACGUACACGACGAUAUCCGAUUGGUGGCCGAUGCAAGCGUCGAGAAGGACGAGUCUCACGCCGGCAAAGUGGUGGAACGAUCCUUCUACAACCGCAACAAGCACGUUUGGCCUUACAGUCGCUGGGAAGUCUAUGAUCCCAAGAAGGACUAUGGCAACUACACGAUCCAUGAUCGAAAGAAAUAG
This is a messenger RNA of Sporisorium graminicola, 1047 nucleotides long. RefSeq lists its product as uncharacterized. The transcript has 3 exons. Gene Ontology annotation, biological process: chromatin organization. NCBI's taxonomy places the organism in Eukaryota, Fungi, Basidiomycota, Ustilaginomycetes, Ustilaginales, Ustilaginaceae. The record is from RefSeq and is a predicted model, not a curated record. The coding region runs from base 1 to 1047 and encodes 348 amino acids. Gene Ontology annotation, cellular component: nucleus.